CUAUAUACCCACGAAUAAACAGUCAAAAUGCGAGCUCUAGUGCAGCUAGCUGUUUUUGCCUUGGCACUGAGUCUGGUGCGUUGCGAGCACGAUUUCUCCCGCUACUCCUUUCAAACAACCCUAAACACUCAAGAAAACGGAGGUCUGUACGAACUCUACUGGACGUUCGACAAUGAAGCAGAGAAAAUUUCCUUCGCCGUUCGCGUGAAUGCAGCGGGUUGGGUUGGCUUUGGACUUUCGCCUAACGGACAAAUGCCCGACUCUGACGUGGUCAUAGGAUGGGUCCCUAGUGAAGGAGACCCUGUGUUCCAUGACCGGUUUGCAGGGGGAAGGGAACCUCCCACAAUAGACGAGCAACAAGACUGGGUGCUGAAAGGUGGAGAGGAAGAGAAUGGCUUCACUAUCCUUGAGUUCAGUCGGAAAUAUGUCACUUGUGAUGACUAUGACCUCCCCAUCACGCCCGAAACAGCUAGGGUCAUUUGGAGUUUCCAUGCCACCACUGACCCAACCUCUGAGGUUCUAACCUUUGCUGACAGACACUCACAUAGGGGAGCUCUCAGUCUCAACCUACUGGGAGGUCUCCCUGAUGCAGCUCCUGAUCCCCUGGGCCUGGACUCCUAUGAUAUUACUGUUAAUGGGAUCACCAUCCCAGAGUCAGACACAACGUACUGGUGUGCUGCUUUCAAGCUUCCCGAGAGUAUCCGCACCCAAACACGGUACAUUACCAAGUUUGGACCUGUUGUGACUGAGGGAAAUGAGGCUCAUGUUCACCACCUGUUGAUCUAUCUGUGUGACGGUAUCAACGACACACAUGUGGGGAAUGGAGGAGUGUGUGACAGUGAUGUGCCACGUCAAGUUGUCGCGUGUCGUGGAGGAACACUCAUAGCUGCCUGGGCAGUUGGUGGAGAGGAGUUUGUGUAUCCUAACAAUGUGGCGUAUCCAUUUGGAGGAGAAGGAUUUCCAGAGUACCUUGUCAUGGAGCUGCACUAUGACAAUCCUCCAAAGAUACAAGGAACUGUGGACAGCUCUGGUAUGAGAAUGUGGUAUACCUCCACUGCGAGGGAAUAUGAUGCUGGGAUAUUGAGAUUGGUCAUGCUGUGACACACCUCCACGUCAUUCCGCCUGGUGCAGAGAACUUCACAACCACCGGCAUCUUGACCAGCGAAUGCACAAAUUAUCUUCCAAAAGAAGGCAUUCAUGUGUUUGCAAAUAUACUUCACACCCACAUAGUCGGUCAUGGACUGAGUCUCCAGCACAUCCGCUACAACUCUGACUGUGGUGUGUACGAGGAACUGGAGCCAAUUGACAGGAAUCUCAAGUACGACUUCAACUUUCAACAGAUCAAUCACCUCAGACGCGAAGUUAUCAUCAAGCCUGGUGCUACUUUUCUCAGGGGGAUAUACUGCAACUGAAAUGCUUUUAUGGAACAACAAAAGAGGAUGGUGUAACAAUUGGAGGGCUCAGUACAAGAGACGAGAUGUGUCUUUCAUUCUUUUUCUACUACCCGAGGCUCAAAUUUACUGCUGGUGUCUCUCACAUUGAUGAUAAUGUAUUUUAUUCCUUCUUGGGCAACUUUCCGUGAGUGGUAUAGCAUAGCCAAACCUCGGUGCACUGUAGCUCUGUCUGUGAGCUGCAAAAAACUAAUACGGCGAUGACAGAGUACAUAUAGCUACCAGCUAUAAUAACAGCUAAAUUCCAACUAUGUCGUGAAGGUGGGUCAGGUUUGCUCUUCCUUAUCAAAACUAAUAUAACUCCGUGGUUAUUAGCUACUAAAAUUCAGGAAAAUUUUACUUGGUAUAGAGCUAAACCUUGUUAACACAGCACGAGCUUUAGCUCUACUGCUUAAGAUGCAUGCAUGCAUGGCUUGCAACAUUCAGUACAUUAUGUACUAGGUGCACCUUUUCUUACAUGUGAGGGCUAUUCAGAGCUUUUCUUGAAAUUAUCAGGACAGGACAGCAGAUACUAGAUGGGACAAUGGAGUACGUUGACGGUCUAAAUGGCAUUCCGUGGAAUGAUGAUACAAGAAAUAUGCUUCAGGGACUUGUAGAUUCAAGCACCCAGAACUAUUACUGUGGUGGAGAGGACGAUAGACUGGAAAACAAGACUAACUUCCCAGAAGUUGGCUGUUCUUACAUACCUCCUGACCAGUGCUCAGCUACCCCAAAUCCUCCUACCUGCUGUGAGAGGAUCUCUGCCACUGAAGAUGGAGUGGUUCUGAGAGCCUCAGUGGCUCUCUUGCUCCUCCUCUCUCUACUGGCUGCCACACUUGGAUGAUAUAAAUACAGCUUGAAACUAUACUGUUUUAGUUUUGUGUAACACCAGUUAGUCGGAAAACAUUUAUUACAAUAUAAUUUUUUUGCACGCUUGAGGUUGUGCAUAACGUUAGGCCAAAGAUACAACUGAAGACACUGGCUAAGAGGCAUGCGAGAGUCUCAGUAAGAGCUAUAGCUAUAUAGUGACGUAUGUGUCUUUUUUAUCGUUAGUUAUUUGUCGCCC
This is a messenger RNA of Geodia barretti, 2496 nucleotides long. NCBI's taxonomy places the organism in Eukaryota, Metazoa, Porifera, Demospongiae, Tetractinellida, Geodiidae. The record is from the annotation of a GenBank genome assembly.